CCGGGAUGACUGUUCAGCUGCGGCGGGGAGUGGCCUCCCUCCGGUCGACACGACGAGUAAAUGACACCAGCACUUGCUCUUAGAUUUGUUUCUUUUUUCUUUCUUUUAGCUUCCAUAAUGUUACCGGGCGCUAACGCAAACCCACGCCGGGCAGGAGAGCUCGGAGGGCGGCUAAGAUUUCAAGGAAGACCCCCCCUGCGCAGACCUCCACUGGGCCGGGAUGACUGUUCAGCUGCGGCGGGGAGUGGCCUCCCUCCGGUCAACACGACGAGUAAAUGACACUAGGGCGCUGACGCAAACCCACGCCGGGCAGGAGAGCUCGGAGGGCGGCUAAGAUUUCAAGGAAGACCCCCCCCUGCGCAGACCUCCACUGGGCCGGGAUGACUGUUCAGCUGCGGCGGGGAGUGGCCUCCCUCCAGUCGACACGACGAGUAAAUGACACCAGCACUUGCUCUUAGAUUUGUUUCUUUUUUCUUUCUUUUAGCUUCCAUAAUGUUACCGGGCGCUGACGCAAACCCACGCCGGGCAGGAGAGCUCGGAGGGCGGCUAAGAUUUCAAGGAAGACCCCCCCCGCGCAGACCUCCACUGGGCCGGGAUGACUUUUCAAAGCUGCCUCUGCAGCUGCGGCGGGGAGUUGCCUCCCUCCGUUGGACACGACGAGUAAAUACACCAGCACUUGCUCUUAGAUUUGUUUCUUUUUUCUUUCUUUUAGCUUCCAUAAUGUUACCGGGCGCUGACGCAAACGCACGCCGGGCAGGAGAGCUCGGAGGGCGGCUACGAUUUCAAGGAAGCUAUUUAGGAAAAUCUGAGAUAAAUAUAAUUUGCAUAAUAAUUUGGAACACGGUCCCGUGUUCCAAAUUAUUAUGCAAAAUGUAUUUAAGUGUCAUAAAGAUUACAUUUUUUGUUUUUCAAGUAAACUCUCGGUAUUGUAUGACUCUUUAAAUGACUGAAAUCAACCUCAGUUAUGUGAUAGUCACAUGAUAGUCUGCCAGGUGAGCGCAAUUAAGGAAAGUCUAUUUAAGUUCCGCGUUUUUAAGCGUUCGGCCAUUUCAUUCAACCAUGGGGAGGAAAAAGGAUCUCUCUGCUGUUGAGAAGCGUGAAAUCGUUCAAUGCCUUGGACAAGGUAUGCAGACAUUCGAUAUUUCACGAAAACUUAAGCAUGACCAUCGAACUGUAAAGACAUUCGUCGCUGAUUCGGAGCACACGCGGGUUUGUGCAGAUAAAGGCACGACGAGGAAGAUUUCUGCAAGACAAAAACGUCGAAUCAAGAGGGCGGCUGCUAGCAUGCCACUACAGACGAGCAAACAAAUAUUCGACGCUGCAUGUGCCGGUGAAGUCCCACGAAGGUCGAGGUGUAGGAUCCUCCAGAGCCUUGCAGUUAUGCGGAAACCCUCCAUUCGGCCACCCCUAAACAACGCGAACAAGCAGAAACGGCUGCAGUGGGCCCAGGAUUACAUGAAGACUAAUUUUCAGACAGUCCUGUUCACUGAUGAGUGCCGUGCAACCUUGGAUGGUCCAGAUGGAUGGAGUCGUGGAUGGUUGGUGGACGGUCACCAUAGCCCAACAAGGCUGCGGCGUCAGCAAGGAGGUGGCGGAGUCAUGUUUUGGGCCGGAAUCAUGGGGAGAGAGCGGCUUGGCCCCUUUAGGGUCCCUGAAGGCGUGAAAAUGACGUCUAUAAAAAUGGCGACAAAUAUGAUUUGCGGGAAAGUAGUGGCAAUGAGGAGUGCUCUGCGUGCAAGGAGCUGGAUUUGUGCAGCUGAUGGCACCUUGUCAAUGCACGGCCAGCACAAUAAUGUAACUGUUGCCCUCUGUGACGGGCUCCUCACCAAACCCGCCUCAAAAAUCUUCAUGGCGGCCGAAGUGCAAACCAGCCCACAGCUGGAAGAAGAGGCCAGGGCCCUGGUAUACCCCAACUCAGUGGCAUCAUCUCCUCAGGAGGUAGUGAAUAAACUACCUGAGGAGAUGGUGUCACUGGAUGGCGUGAUAACCGAUAUGCGUCCUAUCCGCAUGGUGCGCCAGCGAGGGAACCACCUGGCACCAUUUCGACAUUUGACGCUCAAAAAAGAUGAAGCCACUGUCAAAAUUGGACUUUGGCGGGAGGCUAACCUCGUAGAGCUGAAGGUAGGGGGUUCCUUCGUGUUCACCCACCUGAGUGCCCAGGCGACCGAGUCGGGAGUCAUGCUCCACUCGACAACGUACACGGAUGUAAAGGCCUGCAACUCCAGCCUCAUCAUUACCGUCGUUGGUAUACUCUAUGGGGAAGAGGUGGUGGAUGUUGUGUCGGAUUCGGGGGAAGUGACAGUCAUCAAACUUGAUAUCUGGCAAAAAACCUUCAGCCAGCCCCCCCAUAUCCCACAAGAUGGGAUGCCCAUUACUGUCACCCGUGUGCAGGGUGACGUGACAAAGAUUGAAUGUGUGAAUGAAUGCAUGAAUGAAUGAAUGAAUGAAUGAAUGAAUGAAUUGUUCAAAACAAUUGAAUGUUUGCAAUUUAUUGAAUGCAUGAAUGAAUGGUGAUAAAUAAAUGUUACAUGUUCACUUUUCGAACAACAAAGGACACUGAUGUGUUUGUUUUAUUGAUUUGUUAACACUGACUAUCUCUUUUAUGUAAUGCGUUUGUGCAUUAGUUUGUGGCCUUCUAUUUUCAUAUGUUUCAGAUUCCAUUUGGGAAGGUUAGUGGAUGUAGUUUAUCUUUGAGAGAGCUCUUAUUUUACUCAAUUAACAUACUACAAAUGAGCAAACAAUAUGAUAUCAAACUGGUUACUUUAAAUUUGUACAUAUAAUAUUCAUAACACUUCUAAUUUCUACAUUUUUCCACCGAUUCAACUUGUUCCAACUUUCAACUGUUCAUCUUUUGCCUACCUAUUCCACAACUUCCCACUUACCAAAAACGUCACAUCUUUCAUUUUGAAAUUCAACCCAAAUUCUCUCAAAUUCCAUUUUUCUACUCUAAUUUCUACAUUUUUCAACCGAUUCAACCCAUUCCAACUUUCAACUGUUCAUCAUUUUUCUACCUAUUCCACAAUUUCCCACUUACCAAAAAUUUCACAUCUUUUAUUUUGAAAUUCAGACCCAAUUCCUUUUUCCGUUCUCAUUUCUACAUUUUUCAACCGAUUCAACCCAUUCCAACUUUCAACUCUUUAUCUUUUGCCUACCUAUUCCACAAUUUCCCACUUACCAAAAACCUCACAUCUUUUAUUUUGGAAUUCAACCAAAAUUUUCUAAAAUUUCGUUUUUCUACUCUUAUUUCGACAUUUUUCAACCGAUUCAACCCAUUCCAACUUUCAACUGUUCAUCAUUUUCCUACCUAUUCCACAUUUACCAAAUACUUCACAUCUUUUAUUUUGAAAUUCACUCCCAAUUCCUUUUUCCCUUCUCAUUUCUACAUUUUUCAACCGAUUCAACCCAUUCCAACUUUCAACUGUUCAUCAUUUUUCUACCUAUUCCACAACUUACCAAAGAUUUCACAUCUUUUAUUUUGAAAUUCACACCCAGUUCCUUUUUCCCUUCUCAUUUCUACAUUUUUCAACCGAUUCAACUCGUUUCAACAUCAUUCUGCAGCAUUCCUUAAAUAUUUAUUCAACUUCUUCACCUUCACACGCAAUUCCUUCAGGAAUUGCAAAUUCUAGUUAGUGUGAAGGUCUUCACCUAUUGUUAUUCCUGUACUUUAUUAGUGUGAAGGUGAAGACCUUCACACUAUUGUUAUUCCUGUCCUUUAUUAGUGUGAAGGUGAAGACCUUCACACUAUUGUUAUUCCUGUCCUUUAUUAUUAUUAGUGUGAAGGUGAAGGCCUUCACACUAUUGUUAUUCUACAACAUUUUGCGCUACCUUUUCGUUAGCUUUCUUUGGCGCUUAACUAGUUCCACAUACUUCAACCGAUUCACUCCAUUCCACUUUUCACUUAUUCCAAAAAUUCAUGGCAUGGGUGCUCACAGUUUUCUCGUUCCAAAAAUUUUCCGUUUUCACAUAAUUCACAAAUUUAUGGCGAUUUUUGCCCCAUUCAUUCUUAAUGGCAGAUUCAACAUUUCACAUUUACGUUGUUCCAGUUUGAUAUUCACAUAAUUCAACACAUUCAAAUCACAUUGGGGACAUUCCCAAACUUGCCAAAUUCAAAAUUUUCACGUUUUCACUUUUAAAAUUUGCAUAAAAUUUUGCAAAAUUUCAUAAAAUUUCGUUUUUCACUUCUAACUUAUACAUUUUUCCACCGAUUCAACUCGUUCCAACUUUCAACCAUUCAUCUUUUGCCUACCUAUUCCACAACUUCCCACUUACCAAAAACUUCACAUCUUUUAUUUUGAAAUUCAACCUAAAACUUCACAUCUUUUAUUUUGAAAUUCAACCCAAAUUCUCUAAAGUUUCCUUUUUCUACUCUAAUUUCUACAUUUUUCAACCGAUUCAACCCAUUCCAACUUUCAACUGUUCAUCAUUUUUCUACCUAUUCCACAACUUACCAAAUACUUCACAUCUUUUAUUUUCAAAUUCAUUCCCAAUUCCUUUUUCCCUUCUCAUUUCUACAUUUUUCAACCGAUUCCACCCAUUCCAACUUUCAACUGUUCAUCAUUUUUCUACCUAUUCCACAAUUUCCCACUUACCAAAAACUUCAUCUUUUAUUUUGAAAUUCACACCCAAUUCCUUUUUCCCUUCUCAUUUCUACAUUUUUCAACCGAUUCAACCCAUUCCAACUUUCAACUGUUCAUUAUUUUUCUACCUAUUCCACAACUUCCCAUUUACCAAAAACUUCACAUAUUUUAUUUUGAAAUUCACACCCAAUUCCUUUUUCUCUUCUCAUUUCUACAUUUUUCAACCGAUUCAACCCAUUCCAACUUUACACUGUUCAUCAUUUUUCUACCUAUUCCACAACUUCCCACUUACCAAAAACUUCACAUCUUUUAUUUUGAAAUUCACACCCAAUUGCUUUUUCCCUUCUCAUUUCUACAUUUUUCAACCGAUUCAACCCAUUCCAACUUUCAACUGUUCAUCAUUUUUCUACCUAUUCCACAACUUACUAAAAACUUCACGUCUUUUAUUUUGAAAUUCACACCCAAUUCUCCAAUAUUUCCUUUUCCCGUUCUCAUUUCUACAUUUUUCAACCGAUUCAACCCAUUCCAACUUUCAACUGUUCAUAAUUUUUCUACCUAUCCCACAUUUUUUUUAACCUAUUCCACAACUUACCAAAAACUUCACAUCUUUUAUUUUGAAAUUCACCACAAAUUCUCCAAAUAUUCUACAUUUCUCCAGUAAUUCAACAUGUUUCCACAUCGUUCGGCAGCAUUCCCCGAAGAAGUUAUUCAUACAUUUCGCCUUCACACGCAAUUUCUCCAGAAAUUGCAAAAUUCUAGUUACAAAGGAAACUUUGACUUUGAAGAAACCUCUAUGACGUUUCUUUGAUAAGUGCAUGUUGCAUUUGGUGUAAUGGCAUGAUACUGACUGAGUCUUUUCUGGAUCAACAGAAGCAAAUUCGAAAAAUGGCAACCCCAGAAAACACUCCUCAAGA
Molecule: messenger RNA, 5491 nt
Organism: Syngnathus typhle (broad-nosed pipefish)
Lineage: Eukaryota; Metazoa; Chordata; Actinopteri; Syngnathiformes; Syngnathidae
Exons: 7
Coding region: 1060-2439 (459 amino acids)
Molecular function (GO): nucleic acid binding
Source: RefSeq, a predicted model, not a curated record